AUGGAGGAUGUGAAAGAAUUUUUUAAUCACGAGGUGGAUUUACUAAUAGAUAAGGAUAAAGGAAAUGUAGGGAACAAUCUUAAGUUCAUAAAAGAGAAGUAUGAAGAGAAGCUGUUCAAACUUCUUCACGAGAUAAAAGAAAAUCAAGAGAUGUUUUAUAAAAAUCAUAAAUAUAAAAAAAAUAUUUUAAAAGAAACCUGUGAUAAUGAUUAUAGAAAUAACAAUAUAAGUCAUGGUGAUAUUAUUAAUGAAAAAGAAGAAAAAAUAGAUGAAGAAGAUGAUAAUAUAAAAAUUAAUCAUAACAAUGAUAUAAGUAUAUAUAAUAUAACUAAUAAAAGUUGUUUAGAUAAUCUACAAUUUUUUAAAAGAAAACGUCAUGAAAAUUAUAAUGAGAAUAUGGAAGAAUUAAAUAAAAGACAGAAGAUCCAAAAAGAUACAAACAUGUUAUAUAUAUCAAAUAAUAAUAAUGGAAAUAAAUAUUAUCCAUAUGAUGAAAAAGAAUAUAAUUAUAAUAUGAAUGAUUUUAUAAAAACAGAUGCAAAUUACAAUUUUAUGAAUCCAAAUGAAUUUAUUUGUAAUAUUCCGUUAAAAGAACAAUGUGAUUUAAAAAGUUUAUUUUCUUAUUUUACAGAAUCAUUAAAAAAAAAAAGUCAUCAUGAUAAUAUUUUUAAAAAGACUUAUAUUGAAUGUCUACAAAGAAAUAACAAGAAACUAUUACAAGAUCCAAUAGAUGAAAAUAAUUUAUUUUUAUACAAAAGUUAUUUUUAUAAAAUAAAAAAGAUCUUUUCUUUAUUUUAUUUUGAUUUUUUUGUAUGUAUAAUAAAUGAAAAUAUUUCUUUAGAGCAAGGUAUGGAUUUUCUGAUUAAUGACUUGUUUUUUGUAAAUGAGCAAUUUUUUAAGAAUCUAAUAUAUAUCUUGAAAAGCGGCCCUCCAAAUAAUACCAACAAUAAUGAUGAUAAUAAUACCAACAAUAAUGAUGAUAAUAAUACCAACAAUAAUGAUGAUAAUAAUACCAACAAUAAUGAUGAUGAUGAUAAUAAUAAUAACAAUUGUGAUGCUCUUUUAAGAUGUGAUGAAAAGACUCCGAAUCAUUAUAAUAACCAUAUAGAUAAUUAUAACAUAAAUAAAAAUGUCAUAUCUAAUUAUUAUACAGAUAAUUCGUAUGAUAUAAAUCCUUUACAAACGGAGGAUCAAGGAAAUAAUAUGAACUCACAAGAAUUGUAUAAUGAUAAUGUAAUUUGUUUUUAUAAUAACAAUGUUUUAACGGAAAAAAAUUUAAUCAUACCCUUCAAAGAAAUUAUAUUAAACAGCCUACAUUAUUUAAUAGAAAUUAUUGAUCAUAUUAAAGAAGAGAAAAAAGAAAAAUAUAAUAAAUAUAAAGAUAUUAUAGUUCAUUGUAUUAAUUUUUUAAAAGAUAAAAAUAUAAUUUCUUAUAAAGAAGCAGCCACUAUUAUAGAAUGUAAAAAUAUUGAUAAAUUAAAUUUAUUUAAUAAAGAAUUAUAUAAACUUAUAACUAAAUUAAAAACAAAAAAUAUGUAUAGUAUUUCUAUAUAUAAUCUUAUAAAUGAAAAUAUUAAUGGAUACGGAAAAAUCAUUUUGCUUCUACAAAAUUUUUUUACAAAUGAUCCUAUCAAAAUAAAAGAAAACAAUAACACAAAAAAAAAAAAAAAAAAAAAUUUUAAGAAAAUUAUUAACAAAAUGGUAAGGAAAUAUGAUCAAAAAGUCGAAGUCCAACAUUUGAAUAAUAGUUCGAAAGUAGAAGAAUUAUAUAUAGAAAAUAUAAACAAUAAUAUAAAUAAAAACAAUAAUAUAAAUAUAAAUAAUAAUAUAAAUAUAAACAAUAAUAUAAAUAUAAACAAUAAUAUAAAUAAAAACAAUAAUAUAAAUAUAAACAAUAAUAUAUAUAAUAAUUAUUGUGAAAUGAAAAAAUUAUGGAAAAAACAUUUCAAUUGUUACUAUUGUAAUGAUUUAAUAAAUUUAAAAAAUGAUAUUUUCUGCAUUGCUGGUUUACAUAAUUUAUGUCCUAGAAGAAUUUUGUCCAUACUCUUAUUUUUUUAUGAACAAAAUAUUGAAAGUGAAAAACAACUUCUUCCAUUGUUUUUUUUAUAUUCAAAGGAAUUAAUAACUGAUGUAAUUAUCCUGGAAUUAAAAAUUCGAAAUAACUAUAUCACCGAAUUAUACAAAGAGGAUCUGAGCAAAUUAAGAAAUAUGAAUGUGAAGAAUGAAGAGAAUGAAAACAAAAACACGGGUAUUCAAAUAAACGAAAAUAAUAACACAUCUAAUGAGUAUAAUAUAAGCAAUAGUAAUAAUAUGAACCAUACAAGUAACAGCAGCAACAAUAAUAAUAAUAAUAAUAAUAAUAAUAAUAAUAACAACAAUAAUUAUAAUAAUAACAACAACAACAAUAAUAACAUUAAUUUGGUUGCUUCAUCAAAUAACCCAAAUAUUAGUUCUAACAAUAAUUGUAUUUUUAUGUUUACAGAAAAUAACUUCUUUACACCAAACUACUUCAAGAUGUGCUCUAUUUUAAUUCUUAACGAUUUAUUAAAUUUCGAAAUUUUCUAUGCUAAUUUAUGUCCAAAGGAUGUAUUAUUAAAAAAUAUGUUUGAAGAAUUAUAUGAAAAAUAUUACAUUGAUUAUGAUAAUUCAAGUUCUGAUAAGGUCUCUUCAUUGUUUUAUAAUUAUAUACCGUUCGAUAUAAAUAACUUGUAUAAUAUAUAUGAAAAUGUAAAAAGUUAUACAACUCAAUCGAAGGAAGUAGUAAAGAGGAGGGCUUCAUCUACUCUUACGAGCUCGAUCAAUAAUGUGAAUAAUACAAAUAAUACAAACAUUUUGAAUAAUACAAACAUUUUGAAUAAUACAAACAAAUUUAAUAAUAUUAAUAAUCAUAUUCAUAAUAGUUACUUUAGUCCUGCUUCAGAGAAAGAGUAUAAACAAGUUACAUUCUCCUCAUCUUUCAAAGAAUCAUUUGUUAAAAAGAAUAAUCCUAAAUAUAAAUUUUUAAAUAAUUGUAAAAGUUCAACACAAAUUCUGGAAGAAUCGAAUCCUAUAUAUUUAUAUGAUCAUAUCAUAAGUUUUUUAUUAAAUACACAAGAUAAGGAAUUAAAAAAAAAAUAUGAUGAUAUCCAAUGUUUAAAUAAUAAAGAUGCCAUAGAAUAUUAUAUCUAUGAUAUAAUUAAUAACAAAUCGAAUACGUUUGAUAAUUUUAUUAAAAAUUAUUUAGACAGAGAAAUAAAACUAAGAAUAGAAAAUAUAAAUUCAAAUUAUAAAACGUAUCCGGAUUUUUUUAAUUAUUUAUAUCUAGAAUCUGAUCCUUAUCAUUUAAUAUUAGGUAGAUUAUUUUUUAUGAAAAAUUCAAAGUUUUUAUUUCUAUCAGCAUUAAUACAAUUAAAUGCAUGGGGAUUAAUAAAUAUUAUAAUUAAACAUAUGGAAACAUAUAAAUGUAAUCCAUAUUUAAAUUAUUAUGUACAUUCGGCAUUCACACAACUAAUUAAUUAUAUUAUUUUGGACUUUGAGAAAAAAUAUCUUCAGGAUGUAAUAAAUAAGAGCAGCUCAUCGCGCAACGGAAAAAAUAAAAUGAAAAGAAUUAAUCUGGGGAAAAAAAAAAAUUUUAAUAAUGAAAAUGAAAGUAAAGAAAAUGAUAACCAUAAUGAUGUUAAUAAUAAAAAUGAUAACCAUAAUGAUGUUAAUAAUAAAAAUGAUAACCAUAAUGAUGAUAAUAAUAAAAAUGAUAACCAUAAUGAUGAUAAUAAUAAAAAUGAUAACCAUAAUGAUGUUAAUAAUAAUAAUAAUAAUUCUUAUAAACCUCCCUGCCUUUUUUGUAAUAUUAAUUUAUGCGGAUCGCUACUUUGUAGCUAUAAGUCCAUUGAAGUUAUUAAGAAAAAUAAGAAAUAUAUCGAAUCAUUGUUUAAAAAUGAAAAUAAAAUAAAAAAAAAAAAAAAAAUUAUAAGAAAUUUAUUAAAAAGGAACCAUAAAUAUUUAUACAGUAAUUUAAAGCAAGAAAAGUUAAUGAAUGUAAAAAAUGAAACUAUGAAUAAUCAUACAUAUAAUAUAAAAAAUGAAACCAUGAAUAUAAAUUACUUCAUAAAAUCUGUAAUGAAUAUAUUUGAAUUACCAGAGUCAUCCAAGUUGUACUCUGAUGAGGAAAUUAUAAAAAAUAAAAAAUUGAAAGGAUAUUUUAAAAAAAGUAUAGAUCAAUGUACACAAAAAAGGAAAGAAAUAUGUGAUACAAAGGAUAACUGUAUUUAUGUAUUAAAAAAAAAAAAAAAAUCAAAAUGUAAUGAUAACAAUAAUGAUGAUGAUGAUAAUAAUAAUAAUUAUUAUUAUAAUUAUUUAAGAAAGAUAAAAAACAUAGAAGCAUUUAUGGAAUAUGUAUUAAUAUUUUUACAAUACCUUGGCUAUUUUGGAUAUAUAUAUAAAUCUUUAUUAAGAAGAAUUCUUCGUAUUUUAUUUUUUUAUGUAAACAGCGUGAUUAAUUCGAAUGACUCCAAAAUGAAAUUACAUCCAAAUUUUGAAAAAUUAUUUAUAAAAUACUUUUUUUUUGUUAUUAUAAAUGAUAAUGAUGAUGAUGAUGAUAAUGAUAGUGAAGAAAAGAAAAGUAUUAAUGAUGAUAUAUGGAAUAUAUUGAAAUUGUUGCCUGCUUCGGAUAGAUAUAAAUUAUACUUUAAGUUUUUUGAUAAAUUACAAAAGGGUAGAAAAGAUUUGAGUAAAUUGAAAAACUUGAAAAAUUUUGAAAUAAAAUGUAAAGUUAAUACAAAAGAUAAAAUAAAUAAGAAUACAUGUGUAAGAAAUAAUUUAAAUCUAAACGUAAAUUUUAAUUAUUCCCCUGGUAAAGAUAAAUAUGAAAACAAAAAUGUGAAUCAUCAAAAUAAUGAUAAUAAUAAUAAUAAUAAUAAUGAUAACAAUAGUAGUAGUAUUAUUAUUAGUAGUAAUAAUAGUAAUGAUUAUAGUAAAAAAUUAUUUAAACUUGCCUAUGAACAUAAGAAUUGUAUUAUUACCUUAUCAUAUAUAAAUUUUGAAAUAAUAAAAAGUAAGUUAAGAAAAAUUAUCAAAAGAAUAACUUCUGAUAUAUUAAAAGAUAGAUAUAAUCCCAAAGUAGAAAGUAUGCUGUGUGAAUUUACCAAAUUAAUUAAUAGAAAUCCAUUUGAUUGUUCAGAUAUAAUAUUACAACAAUGUGAAUUAUUCGAUAAUAAUAUGAUUAUAACAUUAUCAGAAUCUAUUAAAAAUAUACAUAACUUUUCUAGUGAUAUUUUUUUAUAUAAAAUUUUAGAAAGACAACAAUUAUUAAAUGUUCAUAAUUAUCAAUUAUAUAAACAAUAUAAUAAUCUAAAUAAUUUAGAACUUAUCGAUGAUUCUAUUUUUAAACCCAAAAAAUUAAUUAAUGUUUCAUUAGUAGCAGCCAAAUUUUUAUGUAAACAUCCUUCUGUUAAUUUUUAUCCUUUGGUUAUCUCUAUAUUUAAAAGAAUUUUUUCAGAAUUACAUACUUCUGAUCAUGUAUAUUUAAAAAAGAAAUCAUAUGUACCUAACCAAUUAUUAUUAUUAUUAUUAUUAAAAAAUUGUCAACAGAAAUUACAAAAACGCACAUCCAUCUCUUCACAAUGUGACCAUAUUAAAAAUGAUGCCAAUAUUGAAAAUGAGGAAAAUAUUAAAAAGGAAAAUAUUAAAAAGGAUAAUAUUAAAAAUGACAAUGUUAAUAAUAAUGACCAUAUUAAAAAUGACAAUGUUAAUAAUAAUGACCAUAUUAAAAAUGAUAAUAUUAAAAAUGACAAUGUUAAUAAUAAUGACCAUAUUAAAAAUGAUAAUAUUAAAAAUGACAGUGUUAAUAAUAAUGACCAUAUUAAAAAUAAUAAUUAUUCUUAUUAUUAUAAUCUGAUGGAUACAAACAUUCAUAUAUCAAACAACAUUAACCAAACAAAUCAUUUAUCAAAUGUAAUUAAACAAAAUGAUCUAUAUUUUUAUUAUAAUAACUCCAACAUUAAUGAUACACAAAAUGUAUUAACACAUCAUAAGGAUGAAAAUGAAGAUACACUUAUAAAAUAUAUUAAUAUAUAUCCUAAUGAAUAUAUCAAUCCAUAUGAUUUAAUAAAUAACGAACAAGGAUAUGAUCAAUAUGAACAAAAUGAACAAAAUGAAGAAAAUAAAAAAAAUAUAAUCGAACAACCCAUGUUAGGUGGUCUUAAUAAAAAAUAUCCCGAUAUAAUGACUGGAUAUUUUUUUGAUUUGGAUUAUAUUCAAAAAUUAAUAGAAAUAUAUGCAGGUACUAAUGCUUCAGUAGAUGUACAAGAAUUAAAUGAAGAUCAAUUAAAUGCUCAGUGUGGACUCAAAUUAAUUAAAGAAGAAAUUAUGAUAUUACAAGAAAAUUUUAAUUUAAAAAUUAAUAAUACUGAAUAUGAAUAUAUACAACAAAUUGAACAAGAAGAACAAAAAUUAAAAAAUGCAUGUAUUAAAAAUGCUAUACAUAUUUUCUUAAAUCCAAAUUAUAUUUAUUUAAUAUUUUUUAUUCUCUCAAAAAUUAAAUAUGAAUAUUUAUUUGAUAGUAAUACAAAUAAUCUAAGAAAUCUAUCGGCGUUGGUAGAUAAAAUACAUAUUGUCUUGUUACAGUUUGUUGAAUUCUUACAAAGUAAUAUUAUACCAUCUCUCUAUUUCAAAUAUAUACCUAAUAUAUUACACAUCUUUCAGUUUUUUGAUAUCUCUCAAUCAUUCCAUAUUGCUAGAUACGCCUUCCCUUUUUUUAUGCAAACGAAACAAAACGAAAAACAAGUGCACAACAAAAAUAAAAAUGAUAAUAAUAAAAAUGAUAAUAAUAAAAAUGAUAAUAAUAAAAAUGAAAAUAAUAAAAAUGAAAAUAAUAAAAAUGAAAAUAAUAAAAAUGAAAAUAAUAAAAAUGAAAAUAAUAAAAAUGAAAAUAAUAAUAAUAAUAAUAAAAAUAAUAAUAAUAAUGACACCUCUGUCGUGAAGAAAGAUAUAACGUCUACGAUUAAGGCAGUUCAUGCGGAUGCGUCCCCUGAGGAAGAAGGAAAUUUAAACAUUUUGAAAGAAACCAAACCAAAAAGUGAUAACCACGAUAAUAUUAAUUGUGAAAAUGUUAUCGGCGAACGUUCAUGUAACACAACCCAUGAUGAAAUGGUUAAGCCACUUAAAAAAUACGACGAUCCAAAUUUUCAUCACGUAAACGAAAUUUUGUGGAAAAUGUUCCUAAUGCCCAUAGUCGAUAAAUAUUUAAAAGAAGAAGAAUUGAACGGUAUAAACAUCAAUUUUUAUCUUACAUAUUGGAGAUUAAGUAUAUCAGAUAUUUAUGUUCCACAUAAGCAAUAUCAAAAAGUAUUAGAUAAAUAUGAAAAUUAUAUAAAAAAAUUAGAAAAAUAUUAUGAAGAAAAUAAAAAAAAUGAUGAAUAUAAAUGGAUUCCUAAACAAAUAAAAAAAUUAAAUAUAAAAAAAAAUAAUUUAAAAAAUGAAUAUGAAUAUCAUAUAAAUCAUACAAAACAAAUUAAACAAUAUUUAGCACAUAUUGUUGAUCAUUGGGUAGAUCCACAAAAGGUUAGUUUAAAUACUUUUGUAGCUUUUAUAAAAUGUCUAAUAGCACCCAGAAUUCUAAAUAGUGAAAAAGAUUCAUUAUUCUGUUCCAAAUUUAUACAAAUAUUACUAGAACUACAUACGCCAUUAUUUAAUCUAUGUACUUUAGUAUAUAUAUUUACUAAAAUGUUAAUGCCAUUAAUUAAUGCAUGUACAGAAAAAGAAGCACUAAACAUAGGAAUAUUUUUCAAUGAUUUCUUUUCAUAUAUAUACUUAUUAUGUGAAGAUAUUAAAUAUUUUCAAAAUGUCUCAAAUAAAAAUCCUUGUUUUAGUUACACUCUCAAUUUUCAGUCAAAAGAUACAAUUACUCAUAACAAUAUUAUACAGAAAGUUAUGAAAUGGGAAAAAACUAUCCUCUCAUUAUUAUUUGAAAAUAAUAAUUUUGAAAAAUCAUGGAUCAAUUCAAAAUCGGUUGUUAUCUUCUUAUUUAGAUUUUUAAAUACUUUCCCAUAUUCACACAAAAUCAAAAAUUCUAUAAAAACAUAUCUUGAAAACUUACAAAAUUUUGCAAAUAACCAAGGUUGGAAAGAUAUUGUCAUAUCAAUUAAUAGUUUGAAGACAAUGAUGGAGAAAAACAGAAAAAGUUGCGUAGGUGAAAAAAAGGAUGUGCCAGUAAAAAGUCAAGAAACUAAGCAAAGUACUUCAAGAACAAGCGUACAUAAUGUUAAUGCAGACGUGAAUGUUACAAUGAAUCCUUUCAAUAAUUCUACGCCUGUCCAUAUUCCAUCCAAUCCACCAUUUGCUCCAAUGCCCAAAAAUAUUUAUAAUCCAAAUGCUUAUCCAAUAGUACAAAAUACAAUUAAUCCUCCACCGAAACCAUACAUGAAGGAUAGCAAUUAUAACAACAAAGUGCCCCCUCCACAGGAACCUAAUAAUUUAAUACAUACAUCAACUAGAAAUGCAAUUUUAAUAAACGGAAAUAAAGAUAAUAAAUACAAAAGAAGAUUACAAAUAUUUAAUAAUUUAAGGAAAAAUAUGAAUUACUAUCCAAAUGUACAAAGAAAAUUAAUUCAUAUGAAUAAUAAAUAUAUUCGAAAUAAUAAAUCAAGAUUUAAUAAUGGGAAUAUAAUUUAUGGAAAAAAUAUGAAUUACCCAUUUCAACAAAAUUUUCGAAAUGGUACUUCAUAUAUUACAUCAUCUAAUAACGACAUAUCUACAAGGAAUAUUUUUUCGAACAUUCCAAAUUAUAUAACAAAUAAAAAUAAUAGUAACUUUUUUAAAAGAUAA
Molecule: messenger RNA, 8799 nt
Organism: Plasmodium falciparum 3D7
Lineage: Eukaryota; Apicomplexa; Aconoidasida; Haemosporida; Plasmodiidae
Gene: THO2
Product: putative THO complex subunit 2
Biological process (GO): mRNA processing; mRNA export from nucleus
Cellular component (GO): THO complex
Source: RefSeq, a predicted model, not a curated record